Aethalodelphis obliquidens (Pacific white-sided dolphin) is the source of this 3279-nucleotide messenger RNA. RefSeq names its product reticulon 4 receptor like 2 (gene RTN4RL2). The transcript has 3 exons. Lineage: Eukaryota; Metazoa; Chordata; Mammalia; Artiodactyla; Delphinidae. Gene Ontology annotation, cellular component: plasma membrane. The coding region runs from base 1 to 1317 and encodes 438 amino acids. Gene Ontology annotation, molecular function: protein binding. The record is from RefSeq and is a predicted model, not a curated record.
AUGCCCGACGCCCUGGACCAGGUCAAGGCCAGGGUGAUCCGCAUCUUCCCCUUUUUAAGGAGACGCUUAGGUCGCGGGCCUGCAGGUCCCGCCCCGGCCUGCCUCCUGCUGAUGCUCCUGGCCCUGCCCCCAGCUGCCCCCAGCUGCCCCAUGCUCUGUACCUGCUACUCGUCCCCGCCCACCGUGAGCUGCCAGGCCAACAACUUCUCGUCGGUGCCGCUGUCCCUGCCGCCCAGCACGCAGCGCCUAUUCCUGCAGAACAACCUCAUCCGCACGCUGCGGCCCGGCACCUUCGGGCCUAACCUGCUCACUCUGUGGCUCUUCUCCAACAACCUCUCCGCCAUCUAUCCGGGCACCUUCCGCCACCUGCAGGCGCUCGAGGAGCUGGACCUCGGCGACAACCGGCACCUGCGCUCUCUGGAGCCCGACACCUUCCAGGGCCUGGAGCGGCUGCAGUCGCUACAUCUGUACCGCUGUCAGCUCAGCAGCCUGCCGGGCAACAUCUUCCGCGGCCUGGUCAGCCUGCAGUACCUCUACCUCCAGGAAAACAGCCUGCUCCACCUACAGGAUGACCUGUUCGCGGACUUGGCCAACCUGAGCCACCUCUUCCUCCACGGGAACCGCCUGCGGCUGCUCACGGAGCACGUGUUCCGCGGCCUGGGCAGUCUGGACCGGCUGCUGCUGCACGGAAACCGGCUGCAGGGCGUGCACCGCGCGGCCUUCCGCGGCCUCAGCCGCCUCACCAUCCUCUACCUGUUCAACAACAGCCUGGCCUCGCUGCCGGGCGAGGCGCUCGCUGACCUGCCGGCGCUGGAGUUCCUGCGGCUCAACGCCAACCCCUGGGCGUGCGACUGCCGCGCGCGGCCGCUCUGGGCCUGGUUCCAGCGCGCGCGCGUGUCCAGCUCCGACGUGACGUGCGCCACGCCCCCGGAGCGCCAGGGCCGCGACCUGCGCUCCCUCCGCGAGGCCGACUUCCAGGCCUGCCCGCCCGCCGUGCCCACGCGGCCCGGCAGCCGCGCCCGCGGCAACAGCUCGUCCAACCACCUGUACGGGGUGGCCGAGGCCGGGGCGCCCCCCGCCGACCCCUCCACCCUCUACCGAGACCUGCCAGCCGAAGACCCGCGGGGGCGCCAGGGCGGGGACGCCCCCACCGAGGACGACUACUGGGAGAGCUACGGGGGCGAGGACCAGCGGGGCGAGCAGACGUGCCCCGGCGCUGCCUGCCAGGCGACCCCGGACUCCCGCGGCCCCGCGCUCUCGGCCGGGCUCCCCACCCCUCUGCUUUGCGUCUUGCUCCUGGUCCCCCACCACCUCUGACUGCGGUGCUGAGACUGAAGAGGCCGGUGUGUCUCGCUCCCCCUCUUCCCUCAUCCCCAUCCCCAGCUGCGGCUCCGGCCCCAGUCCCCGCCCUCUGGCCCUGCGGCCUUGCUGCCUUCUUUCCGCUCCCAGCUCCUCUCUUCCCCUGGGACCAGGCCAUCUCUCCCUGCCUCCCAGGCUGCUGGCUUAUGGCAGCCCCAGGAGGACACAUCUGGUGGCUCAGCCCUGUUCUCCCCGACUCUGGCCGUUAACCCGUUCCCAUCCCAAGGCUGGGGUGGGCACCCCAGGCAGCCGCUGACCACUUCUCCCAGUGCCCACAGUGGACUCGGGACGGGCUUUGUCUGCAGAGCAUCUUCCACCAGCAGAGCCUUUGGAAGCUCCCGGGAAGGGAGCCCUGCCCAGGAGCCCUUUGGAGGGAUGCUUCAGUCGGGGCCAGGCCAACCCUAGGCCCCUGCUUAUCCUAGCACCCCUCAACCUCCCGACACUGGAGAAAUACUUUUCUCCUGUCUACCUUGGACACUUUUUAGGGUGCCUGGAGAGAGCUUUCCUCUCCACCGUGGCCCCUGUGUGGUGAAGAUCAACAGAAGUUGUUUGGGAAAAAAAAAAAUUUAUUAAAAAAUUCUAUUAUUUUAUCUUCUGUAAGAUUUGUUGGCUCAGGUCCUCAAAAGUGGGAGGAGGGCUUAGAACCAUCAGGCUUUCAGGGCCAGGAGGGUUUCAAAAAGGGGAACCAUUCCAUGCUAUCCAAGUGCUUCUUGCUGUUUUCCCAUGACAAGAAGCUGAAGCCUCAGGACCAGGGUUGUGACCCUGGAGUCCCAGGCAGGACAGGUGAAAUCUGAUAGCCAGGAGUGGGUGCUAAUGGCACCUCAGCUCCUCAUUUGUCCAGGAGAAGCAGCUACAUGCGACCCUGAGUUGUCUAUGCCUGAGGAGCUAAGCCUGGGGAAGGCCUCCAGCCUGGCUAACCGUUCUCUCUGAGGCUCUGUUCCUUCAGGAAGGGAGAGCAGUUCCCUCUUUCCCCUGCAACGAGGAGUAACAUGGACAGCCGUGGUCACAGCCAGCCCAAACAUGACUUUGGAUAAAUCUGAGAAAGGCACCUCUUCCUCAGGGGAACCCAGCCCCAUACCACAGCAAACAGAGCAUAAGGCUCACACUUGCCCCCUCACCUGAUUGCCCUUGUGCAGUGUACAGCCUGCACAGCUGUACACAGCAACCUUGUAGACAGAUGGUCUCUUUCCCUUGGCUCCUGUGAGGUAGAAGUCAUCAGGGAGGAAUCAGGUCAGAGAAGCAGUUCUCCAAGCAGGUUAGAGGCGAAAUCAAGGGGCUAGGGUGAUAAGAGGGGCAGGAAUCCCAAGCUGGGGUGUCUUGCUGGCUUGAGGUGUGAUCAGAAGCUUCAUCUUUCCAGUGUGUGGAGGGGAGGCUGGGGAAAGGGAAGAGCCCUGGCUAAGAAGGACUUGGUUGAGUCUCAUCCAACAGAAGCAACUGGGGAGACAUUUGAUGGUUUAAAUUUAGGGUUAAAAAAAUCUAACUUGGGAUCUGGGGAUGGAAAGAGACGGUACCUGGGUGCCAGGGCUCAAGGAUGCUGCGAUUCUGUGGCCCUGGCCAGACAAGUCAGAAGGACAGUGGGAAGAGGAGGCAGAAACGGGACAGAGUGAACAUCUAAGGCCUGAAGCUGGUGGACUUUGGAUAAAGAUGUGGGGUUGGGGUGGGAGGAUAGUGCCCCCCCAAGUCUGGGGUCUCAUGGGGGCCUGUGUCAGGCUGGCUUUGAGGAGACUAAUGAGGGGGCCUAGGGGGCCAGCCAGGCAAGAGCUCUGAGAGAGGGAUUGCUGGGGCCUGGGCAGGGGGAGGAGGGAAGAUGCUGGGAACUCAGAAGCAGGCAGUCCAGGUCACAGAAUUUUCGUUGUGAAAUAUUCAUGGGCCUUUGGUCCAGAUGCUAUUUCAGAGCAGUGAAAGCAAGAGGAGUGUGUG